Botrytis porri is the source of this 267-nucleotide messenger RNA. RefSeq lists its product as uncharacterized. Bases 1 to 267 code for a protein of 88 amino acids. The record is from RefSeq and is a predicted model, not a curated record. The transcript has 2 exons. NCBI's taxonomy places the organism in Eukaryota, Fungi, Ascomycota, Leotiomycetes, Helotiales, Sclerotiniaceae.
AUGCGUCUACCAAUCUUUCUCUCAGCUAGCACUUUCCUCCUCACUCACCUAACAAAAGCUUGCUACUUCAACGUACACUCCGCGACCGUCGGCACGUUCAAAGCACAACAUUCCGAACACCUCGAUCACAAUGGUGCACCCCAGACACUCACUGGAAAAUACCUCACCUGUUCUUUCUCAGCUGAUUUAGCCGAUGGAUGUAUCGUAACAGUCAAGACCAAUGUGGGGUGUGGGAACUUGACUUUCGAGAGGAUUGGUACUAACUGA